Molecule: messenger RNA, 304 nt
Organism: Staurois parvus
Lineage: Eukaryota; Metazoa; Chordata; Amphibia; Anura; Ranidae
Source: the annotation of a GenBank genome assembly
CUACAUCUCAUGGGUGAAAAUAACCCAAAUUAGUAUUUAUUAUUUAAUCUGUAGGAAAGUUAUAGAGUUCACAAACUAUGGGAUAUAUCUGAAAAUUGAUCAGUCCUGAAGUACUGACAGCCAAUCUAAUUUCUUGAGGCCCAAGAAUGUCAGAACAGUACAGAUAUCCCCCAAAUGACCCCUUUUUGCAAAGUAGACAGUCCAACGUAUUUCAUAACAGGCAUGGCGAGUUUUUUGAAGUUGUAAUUUUUUUGUCAUACUCUUUCGGAAAAUGAAGAAAAUUUUUUUUUACAUACUGUCACCA